UAUCCGUCUAUCUAGUAAAUCUAUGGAUGCGUGUAUUUAUAGCCAGCAGGAGGCGGGCGGCAGGAAGAAGACAACCGCGCCAAUGCCGGUGUGCGCCUCACAAGAGUAUUAAAGCUUCUUCUUCUUCUUCUUCUUCUGAUCCUACCUGGCUAGGCUGCUACGAAACUCAGGGCCGCGUCCGCGUCAAUGGCUUCUUGCUGCUGCCCAAUCAUUGCCUGGUUCGUCUCUUUCCUCCUCGUCUUCCCCGUCCUCGUCUCCUCCGCGACGGCGGGCAAUGGCAGCACAUUCGGGGAGGAGCAGCUCGGGCUCCGGCGGAUGAAGGCCCGGCUCGCCAGGGUCAGGGAAGCCUCUGUCAAGACGAUCCAGAGCCCCGACGGCGACGUCAUAGACUGCGUGCCCUCUCACCUGCAGCCCGCGUUCGAUCAUCCCAGGCUGAGAGGCCAGAAACCAGAGGACGAACCUGCGGCGCGGCCAGGGAAUGCCGGCGCCGUGGCAGACGACGAGGAGGAGGUCUUGCCGCAGACGUGGAGGAGCUCCGGCGAGUGGUGCCCCAAGGGGACGAUACCGGUUAGGCGGGCGACGGAGGGCGACCUGCUCAGGGCCAGCUCCGUCCGGAGGUUCGGGAUGAAGCCCCGGAGUGCCGCGGCACGGCGGGACUCCACCAGCAACGGCCAUGAGCACGCGGUGGGGUACGUGAGCGGCGGGCAGUUCUACGGCGCCAAGGCGAGCCUGAACGUGUGGCCGGCGCACGUGUCGUCGCCGGCGGAGUUCAGCCUGUCCCAGAUCUGGGUCAUCUCCGGCUCCUUCGGCAACGACCUCAACACCAUCGAGGCCGGCUGGCAGGUCAGCCCUGAGCUGUACGGGGACAACAGCCCCAGGUUCUUCACCUACUGGACCAACGACGCGUACCAGGAGACGGGGUGCUACAACCUGCACUGCGCGGGGUUCGUGCAGACCAACGGCCGGGUGGUGAUCGGCGCCGCCAUCACGCCGGUGUCGGCCUACGGCGGCCGGCAGUUCGACAUCACGCUCAUGAUCUGGAAGGACCCCAAGAAGGGCAACUGGUGGCUGCAGCUGGGCCCGUCGGGCGCGCUCGUGGGCUACUGGCCGUCCUCCCUCUUCACCCACCUGGGCGCGCGCGGCCGCGGCGGCGCCGACAUGGUGCAGUUCGGCGGCGAGGCGGUCAACACGCGGCCGUCCGGGUCGCACACGCCCACGCAGAUGGGCAGCGGCCGGUUCCCCGGCGAAGGGUACGGCCGCGCGGCCUACUUCCGGAACGUGCAGGUCGUGGACUGGGACAACAACCUCAUCCCGGCGGCCGGGCUACGGCUCCUCGCCGACCACCCGGGGUGCUACGACAUCGCCGGCGGCCAGGGCGGCGCGUGGGGCAGCUACUUCUACUACGGCGGGCCUGGCAGGAACGUCCGGUGCCCCUAGAACCGAUACUGCUUACUCAGGCCACAGAUGCUAAUUCCAGCAAAAUUAAUAUACCACAAAAGUCUUUAGUUAUAAUUUCUUUGCAUGCAUGCUUGUUUAUGAUCAUAGAUAGAGUUUUUUUGCACUCGAAUUUAUUUGAAAGGAGGGACAUUGACUCGCAUUGCACGCACCAACGGAAUAUGGUGAUUACCAAAGUUCACACUACCUGGCCGCAUAGUAC
Triticum aestivum (bread wheat) is the source of this 1657-nucleotide messenger RNA. RefSeq lists its product as uncharacterized. NCBI's taxonomy places the organism in Eukaryota, Viridiplantae, Streptophyta, Magnoliopsida, Poales, Poaceae. Bases 187 to 1437 code for a protein of 416 amino acids. The record is from RefSeq and is a predicted model, not a curated record. The transcript has 5 exons.